Molecule: messenger RNA, 770 nt
Organism: Aspergillus novofumigatus IBT 16806
Lineage: Eukaryota; Fungi; Ascomycota; Eurotiomycetes; Eurotiales; Aspergillaceae
Exons: 1
Coding region: 499-690 (63 amino acids)
Source: RefSeq, a predicted model, not a curated record
AGAUUGAUAGCCUUCUCGCGGUGUUUUUGUCGCAUUUUGCUAGGCGAACUACUCCGUACAUUUGUCUUCUAUGUACCCUGGAAGCUGUUUCUCUUGUUGUAUGCAGCUUACAAGUACGCGAUCAUCUGCCUGGCCACAGCGAUGUAGUAAGAAUGCAGUUGCUUCCUUCUUAAGCAAAGGUCAUUCAUAUUUUGCUAGAUACUAAGAAUAAAACUACCCAUAAGCGGGUCUCAUGACAGGGCUAGUUCCAGCUGAAAGUCGUCAUCAAUUAAACUGCCCCAGUUGAGCUUCCAUAUUUUAGUUUCAUUUGGACUUCAUAGUCGUUCCAUCUUUGACAUUCUCUCUUCUCACUCUUUCUAUUUGUCCCGUGAACUGUGACAUUCCUAUCCCAGUUUCAAAGAGUGCACACCACAGCAAUGGGGGUAAGUAUUGCCAUCAUCUUCAGAAAUAUGCCCCGCGUCUGCCCCGCUCUCCCUAAACGGAGUUUGUUUGUCUGAAAUGGAGGGUGAUGAGAGGUUGUCAGUCGAUCAAAACAAGGACAGAUAUAAGGCUGUGUACGACGAUGACGAUAACGAUAAUAAUGAUGAUGAUAUAUCAACCCUCUACUCACUGAAGACUGACGAUUUACUUGCUUCUGCAUACAGUUUGCCUCCAAAAUCGCCAACGCUCAAAACAACCCGCAGAAGAUGAGCGGUGCUUAUUCGGGAGCUCCGCCCGCUGGCUACCCAGGAGGUCCUCCUGCAUCGCUGCAGCCUGGUGCUGGUGGAUAU